Messenger RNA from Psilocybe cubensis, 975 nucleotides. RefSeq lists its product as uncharacterized. Gene Ontology annotation, cellular component: intracellular anatomical structure. Gene Ontology annotation, molecular function: oxidoreductase activity, acting on NAD(P)H, oxygen as acceptor. Lineage: Eukaryota; Fungi; Basidiomycota; Agaricomycetes; Agaricales; Agrocybaceae. The coding region runs from base 1 to 975 and encodes 324 amino acids. The transcript has 7 exons. The record is from RefSeq and is a predicted model, not a curated record.
AUGGCUCCUAAAUCCAACCACUCGAGUCGCAAUGGCUCCCCGCUGCGCCCUGCAUUUGCCGGGACCUCUUCGUACACGCCCGACACGAUGUCCGUCGCUGAUGAGCUGCACCCCGUCAUCCACGCAGGCCGCGUCGCACUCGUCACCGGCGCUGCAAGCGGCAUCGGUCGUGCAGCCGCCAUCGAGUUUGCAAAACUCGGCCUCAAAGUCGCCAUCGCCGACAUCUCCGAAGACGCACUCACAGAAGUCGGCAAAACUCUCUCCGCCAUCGUCGGCGAGCCCAACGUCCUCGUCGUGCCCACCGACGUGUCCAAGCUCGACCAGGUCCGCGCGCUCAGAGACCGUGUCUACGAGGCAUGGGGCGAGGUCGCUGUCCUCAUGAACAACGCCGGUAUCGGGCUCAAAGGCACCUCCUGGGAAGGCCUCGACAACUGGCACAAGAUCUUCGAAGUCAACGUCUUCGGUGUGAUCAAUGUUCAACACACCUUCGUCCCUAGCAUGCUGCACCAGGAGAACCCCGCGAUGGUGAUCACGACGGGGUCAAAGCAGGGUAUCACAAACCCUCCAGGCAACGCAGCAUACAACGCGUCCAAAGCCGCCGUCAAAAGUCUCACCGAAGGCCUCGCGCACGAGCUGCGCGAGCGCUCGGGGUCGAAUAUGACUGCUCAUUUGUUCAUCCCCGGCUGGACAUUCACAUCCCUAACCUCCCCAACCCCCUCCAACCCCUCCACCAAGCCCGCAGGCGCAUGGACACCCGAAGAAACCGUCCUCUACAUGCUCGACAAGGUCCGCAGCACAGGCGACUUCUACAUCCUCGUGCCGGACAACGAGACGAAGCGCGAGGUGGACCAGUUAAGGAUUAUGUGGGGCGCGGCGGAUGUGGCGGAGGGCAGGCCCGCGCUGAGUCGGUGGGAUGCGAAUUGGAAGGCGCUUUAUGAGGAGUAUGUGAGGGAGGGGUUGGCGCAGUUGGAGUAG